This is a messenger RNA of Trematosphaeria pertusa, 1109 nucleotides long. RefSeq names its product kinase-like protein. Gene Ontology annotation, biological process: protein phosphorylation. The transcript has a single exon. The record is from RefSeq and is a predicted model, not a curated record. Gene Ontology annotation, molecular function: protein kinase activity; ATP binding. Bases 43 to 894 code for a protein of 283 amino acids. NCBI's taxonomy places the organism in Eukaryota, Fungi, Ascomycota, Dothideomycetes, Pleosporales, Trematosphaeriaceae.
CUUACACACCUCCAUAUCCAAUCCAGGUUCCCCGAUUCCCUAAUGGAGAUGGCAUAUCCUCCUAUCCCCGAGAAUAUAUGGAGCCUUCAGGCUAUCGCCCAUGGCGUCUCUGGCGUCGUCUUUAAGAUUUCCGACUCAGCCGUUGUUAAGGUCGCUCUCGGCAAAAAGAAUCAAGCAGCCGUUGACAUCGAGCAUUCCAUCUACCGACGACUAGGCCACCACCCCUUAAUUACCAAGUUUCUCUACGAACAAAAUGGAAAGCUUGUCUUCGAACGUCUCCAAUACCCUUUACGCAAACGACUCUUGGACCUGUCCGACGCUGGGAGAGCCCCCCUUCUCAGAGAUGUCCUUCGUUGGGCUCUCCAGCUGGCGGAAGCACUCAGCUACGUCCAUUCACACGGUGUGAUGCAAGUGGAUAUUGGCGCUCAUAAUGCGCUACUUGACUGGAACGAAAAUGUAAAAUUAUCUGACUUUGCUGGGUCAUCUAUUGACGGAUCCUCUCCAACUGUGCUACCCAGCAGAAAAUCUCAAAACCCGAACCUUCCCGAGGACGAGCCUUCAGUUCACUCUGAGAUAUUCGCACUCGGCUCAAUGCUCUACGAGGUGGAGACGGCAAAGCAGCCGUACCAUGACAGGUCCGACUCUGGGCUUGAAAAGCUUUUCUCCAGAGGAGAUUUCCCGGAUACCAGCGCACUAGUACUCGGGGAGAUAAUCAAAGGGUGCUGGAAGUCGGAGUAUAAAACUGUUGACGAGGUGGUGAAGGAUCUUGGGCGUGUCCGGGACAAACAUCUAGAUGGCGAGAUGAUCACAACGACUACCACAGGCACCACACCAAAUGCAGCCCCUGAUGCGACGCCUGCCAACCAAACCUCCAGCGUUUUCGGCGGACUCUGAUGUUUCUCGGAGAAUCGAUCCUCGCUUGCUGUUAGAUAAACCCGGAUAAGGGCGGAAAAGGUUGAGGCCACAUGAUGAGCGCCUUUUAGCAUAAGCUGGUCAAAGAGCGCCUCAUGUACUAGAAACUUUGAUGAGAAGCCUGGGCUUUGGAGACAAUCAACCUGGGCUGCUAAUGCUAGCCUUUCCGCAUACCGAUGUCGCAGUAUCUUUAUGGG